GGCUCCGGGCGCUGAAAUUCAAAUUUGAACGGGCAGCAGGAGGCCGCCUCGGACUCGCCGAGAGCGAGGGGGGCAUCGGGCCGAGAGGUGGCGAAGAGUGUCCCCCACCCCGAGUGCCGACUCCCGGUCUGGUGUCCGCCGAGACUUACUUUUGUUUUUUUGAAUUUGAACCAGAGUCUCCGUCGUCUCGCAAUCGACACGCGAAUCCGGGGGCCAUGGACCCGUUUACGGAGAAACUGUUGGAACGAACCCGUGCCAGGCGAGAGAAUCUUCAGAGGAAAAUGGCUGAGAGACCCAUCCCAGCAGCAAGGUCUGGUGUUCACACUAAGAGAACCAGAGAGCCGCUGUCAGAAGCAAGUAACCAACAACCUCUGUCUGGUGGAGAAGAGAAAUCUUGUACAAAACUGUCACCACCUAAAAAACGCUGUUCUGACAACACCGAAGUGGAAGUUUCUAACUUGGAAAAUGAACAACCAGUUGAGAUUGUUGCUGCCAAACCCUGUUCUUCAAGACCUCUGUCUCCUCAGGGACAACCACAAGUACCCACUUCUGUCUGUGAGCCUCCGGCGGCCCCCACUUCGAUGGUGGGUGUGAGGACAGGGCUGAACUCACAGCUGGAAACAGCUGCAGCUUCUUCCAUUAAAACACGAAUGCAGAAACUGGCAGAGCAAAGGCGUCACUGGGAUAAUGAUAUGACCGAUGAUCUGCCUGAAAGCUCGCUCAAGUCACCAAUGCCACCAGAGCAAAAGGUUGCCUCCCCUCCCAAACCAACUUUUUCAGAUGCCUCAGCAACUCCAGUUGGGAGAAGAGGCCGUCUGGCCAACCUUGCCGCUACUAUUUGCUCCUGGGAAGAUGAUGUAAAUUACUCAUCUGCGAAGCAGAACAGUGCACAAGAACAGCCUGGUACUGCUUGUUUAUCCAAAUUUUCCUCUGCAAGCGCAGCAUCUGCUCGGAUCAAUAGCGGCAGUGUUCAGCAGGAAGCUACAUGCUGUUCUCAGAAGGAUGGCGCCGCUUCCUUGAAUAAAGCCCCGACAUCCAGUGCUGCCGGCACAGCUUUGAGUAAGGCUGCGAUUUCCAGUUCUGUGAAGGCUGCUUCUUCUCCAGUAAAAGCUUCUUCAGGUUCCAUCACCAGUGCUAAAAAUUGUGACCCUCCAAAUCCUGAACUACCACACAAAACUCAUGUUAGUCCUCUGAAAAGAGAGGUGUCGAGACCCACUGGGAAGUCAGCUGUGUCUCAGGAAGUCCAUCCCAAAGAAGAAUUAACUAGAGAGACCUCUGUGCAGUCUCAGGCUAAAGACAGAUCUGCAACACCAGGAGGAGCUGGAAUUAAGCCUUUUCUGGAACGCUUUGGAGAGCGUUGCCAAGAACACAGCAAACAAAGUCCAGCUCGUAGCACACCCCAGAGAACCCCUGCCGUCACUCCAAAUACCAAGGCCAUCCAGGAAAGAUUAUUCAGGCAGAACACCUCUUCAUCUACUGCCCAUGUAGCCCAACAGCUCAAGCAGGAACGUGAGAAAGAACUGUCGUGUCUUCGUGGCCGAUUUGACAAGGGCAGUUUAUGGAGUGCAGAAAAAAACAAAACCACAAAAAGCGAACAAGAAACCAAGCAGGGAAUUCACUGUCAGGACACUUCCAUCAGGAAACAGGUUGUUUUAAAUACCUCAACUCUCCCAGUAACAGAAAAAACACCAGAGAAAUCUUUGAGAACAGAACCUACAGGUGUCACUGAAAGCGAAAUGACAAAGUCUAGCCCUUUGAAAAUAACAUUGUUUUUAGAAGAGAAGAAGUCGUUAAACGUAGCAGCAGACUCAGAGCAGCAGACUGAAGUGGUACAUGAAACUGAGAUGAAUGUGGAUGACGAUGAUAUCAAUAGCUCCAAAGUGAUUAACGACAUCUUCAGUGACGUACUAGAAGAAGGCGAACUGGAGGAGGAAAAGAGCCAAGAAGAGGUGGGUCUAGCAGAAGCAGAAAGCGGCGAAGAACAGGAAGAUGCCCUGAAUAUCUCCUCCAUGUCUCUGCUUGCUCCAUUGGCACAGACAGUCGACGUGGGGUUAGUGUCUCCACCUGGGUUGGAACUGAAAAGCACUAGUACAAGUGAUGAAAGUCCGAAACCAGGGAAAUUCCAAAGAACGCGAGUCCCAAGAGCUGAGUCUGGUGAUAGCAUUGGUUCAGAAGAUCGUGAUCUUCUUUAUAGCAUUGACGCAUACAGAUCUCAGAGAUUCAAAGAGACAGAACGCCCCUCAAUAAAACAGGUGAUUGUUCGGAAGGAAAAUGUCAUGUCAAAAGUGGAUGAGAAAAAGAAUGUCUUCUGUCAAGUGCCUAUCAAACAGAAAAUGCAGGAACUCAAUAAUGAAAUAAAUCUGCAGCAGACAGUGAUCUACCAAGCUAGCCAGGCUCUUAACUGUUGCACCGAUGAGGAACAUGGCAAAGGAUCCCUAGAGGAAGCUGAAGCAGAAAGACUCCUUCUAAUAGCAACUGAGAAGAGAACACUGUUGAUUGAAGAGCUGAAUCAACUGAAGAAUGAAGGACCUCAGAGGAAGAAUAAGGCUGGUGCUAUACUCCAGAGUGAUUUUGUCCCAUCGAAAGGCUCAGUGACGUUGUCAGAAAUCCGCUUGCCUUUAAAAGCAGAUUUUGUCUGCAGUACAGUGCAGAAACCAGAUGCAGCAAACUACUAUUUCUUGAUUAUACUAAAAGCAGGACCUGAAAAUAUGGUAGCUACACCACUAGCAAGUACUUCAAGCUCCCUUAAUGGUGAUGCUCUGACGUUCAGCACUACUUUUACUCUGAAUGAUGUGUCUAAUGACUUCAGAAUAAAUAUUGAAGUUUACAGUUUGGUACAAAAGAAAGAUACCUCAGGCCCUGAUAAGAAGAAAAAAGCAUACAAGUCUAAGGCUAUUACUCCAAAGCGACUUCUCACAUCCAUUACUACUAAAAGCACCCUUCAUUCUUCAGUUAUGGCCAGUCCAGGUGGUCUUAAUGUUGUGCGAACCAGCAACUUUGCCCUUGUUGGGUCGUACACACUCUCACUGUCUUCAGUAGGAAACGCUAAAUUUGCACUUGACAAGAUAAAUUAUGAUGUAAAAGAGCGAGAGCUACUGAGCUAUAUGUUCCAGGAAAAGGUACCCUUUUUAUGUCCUUUGGAAGGUCAUAUUUAUUUAAAAAUAAAGUGUCAAGUGAAUUCAAGUGUUGAAGAAAGAGGCUUUCUAACUAUAUUUGAAGAUGUUAGUGGUUUUGGUGCCUGGCAUAGAAGAUGGUGUGUCCUUUCUGGAAACUGUAUCUCUUAUUGGACUUAUCCAGAUGAUGAGAAACGAAAGAAUCCCAUAGGAAGAAUAAAUCUAGCCAAUUGUACCAGUCGUCAGAUAGAACCAGCCAACAGAGAAUUUUGUGCAAGACGCAACACUUUUGAAUUAAUUACUGUCCGACCGCAAAGAGAAGAUGACCGAGAAACUCUUGUCAGCCAAUGCAGGGACACGCUCUGUGUCACCAAGAAUUGGCUUUCUGCAGAUACCAAGGAAGAGCGGGAUCUCUGGAUGCAAAAACUCAAUCAAGUUCUCGUUGAUAUUCGACUCUGGCAACCUGAUGCUUGCUACAAACCUAUCGGAAAGCCUUAAGCUGUGGGCAGUUUUUAAGCCAGGUGGAGGUGUUUUGAGUUACGUCAUAAAUAAAUGCUAAGAGCAGCAGAUGUGCUAAUUGCAUUUUAUGCUUUGAAUGCAAAAGGGUAUGUGCCAAUAGUCACUACAUAUUAUGCAAUAUUUAUGUAUUUCAUAUGUAAAGCCUCAACUGAUUUUCCUUCUGCCACUUGUAAAUGUCUGGAGGAAAACUCACUCUAGCCACUUUUGCUAAAUCUUAAUAUAAAAAAAAAAAAACCUUCAUUUCCCUAGGUAGCAAAUUAUUCAUGAAAAAAAGAUUUUUCUAAACGUAAGAAACUUGGAGUUUUCUUGGGGCCAUGGGCCUGAAAGUAAAAACGCUUUCUAGGGGUUGAUUUCUGUUAAUCCCUAUUCUCUUCAGCCUGAGUCCUUGUUUCCUUAAGGGUGUCAUUCACGCUGUGUCUUACUACUGAAGUACUGAAAAUCUGUUACAAGAGAUUCGCAGAAAAUGUUUUUUUAGUAAUGGUCGUAAGAAAAUUUUCAAAUAACAAAUGUAUCUUACCUUAAAGCUUGAAGUUGCCUUCAAACAAGAGAUACAGACACAGGCCAUCCUGUGCGAGGUGCAAGGCUUUACUUGGCAGGAUUAAUAAUCACCUGGUUUACCUCUACUCAGAUGCUACAGACGCUGUGUGGUGCACAUUUUCACAGAACACAGGCUUUUAAAGAUAACCCUUAUUUGCCUAUAGCUCACAGGCUCCUCGAGUAUACUUGGCAUAUCAGGUCUUUUUCUACUCCUAUAAGAACAAAUGUAAAUUGAAAAAGAAAACCUUUCUAUAAACCAAGUAAACUUGACCAAGCUGCUAUGAACUAAUACUUUGCUUGCCAAAGUUCUUAUCUUUUUUUUUUUUCAUGUCCAUAUAUGACACUUUCUAGGAACUCAUGGAAGCAUUAAAAAAAGGAAAAACCUGUUUAAGUUAUGUACCUUCUUUAAAAGCCUAAUAUGUUGUUGUUAUUAUUUUUUAUUAGAGGGUGUUGUAAAGCCUGGUCUCAACUUUUAAAUACAUUUUGAAUGUCUUUGAAUUGUUACCAGUGUUCUCAUUUAUAAACACUAAAUCUUGUCACCUGUCAAUUUACUUUUUAUUCAAGUGUGCUUUUUAUGUGUAUUAUAAAAAUAUAUUUGAUGAUCUCUUCCCUGAAUAAAUACUUGCAAAUAA
This is a messenger RNA of Erinaceus europaeus (western European hedgehog), 4801 nucleotides long. It is a transcript of the gene ANLN, whose product is annotated as anillin, actin binding protein. The transcript is spliced from 25 exons. Gene Ontology annotation, biological process: septin ring organization; mitotic cytokinesis; actomyosin contractile ring assembly. Lineage: Eukaryota; Metazoa; Chordata; Mammalia; Eulipotyphla; Erinaceidae. Gene Ontology annotation, cellular component: actomyosin contractile ring. The coding region runs from base 216 to 3611 and encodes 1131 amino acids. The record is from RefSeq and is a predicted model, not a curated record.